Molecule: messenger RNA, 2358 nt
Organism: Babesia sp. Xinjiang
Lineage: Eukaryota; Apicomplexa; Aconoidasida; Piroplasmida; Babesiidae
Gene: utp6
Product: U3 small nucleolar RNA-associated protein 6
Exons: 2
Coding region: 1-2358 (785 amino acids)
Biological process (GO): maturation of SSU-rRNA from tricistronic rRNA transcript (SSU-rRNA, 5.8S rRNA, LSU-rRNA)
Cellular component (GO): small-subunit processome; Pwp2p-containing subcomplex of 90S preribosome
Molecular function (GO): protein binding; snoRNA binding
Source: RefSeq, a predicted model, not a curated record
AUGGCAGCACGGGUCCAGCAGCAGCUCGAGGGCAUGGUCCCCGAGUUGCGCAAACUAGUGGAAUUACAGCUCUUCACAGACGGAGAGGCCCGCCAAAUAGUGGAACGUAGACGAAAGUACGAGUAUGCUAUCAUAAGUACGGAUCCCGUGUAUUCUCGCAACUCGUUCCGUGAGUGUAUCAAUUAUGAAAUUGAACUUGAUCGGCUUCUACAACAGCGCUUGCGCAGGGCAAAGUCACAAUCAGACAGUGCGGACGUCCGUUAUCAGGUUAAAUCAGAUCAUGGUAGCGUGCCUAUUAAAGUUAUAGUGAGGAGACGUAUUCAUCGCAUAUUCAACCGCUGUCUAAAACGUUUCCCUACGCAUAUAGAGCUAUGGAAAGAGUACGGCGCCUUUUGCCACCGUAUAAAGGCAUUUGGCGUGAUGAAUAGAGCCAUUAUGAAUGCUUUGGCUAAAAACCCUACCUGCGAGGCGUUAUGGAAGAUUGCAGCGAAGUAUACGCUUACUCUCAAGGGCAGCCUUGCUGCACGCAGCGUUAUACAGAUGGCGCUACGUUCGAACCCACGUAGCUUGUCUCUGUUUGUUUUGCUACUGGAAUUGGAGGUGCAGCUUGGCUACAAACUCUUCCAACACUCCGACUCCUCCAAUGCCGAGGCUGGAGUGCUCCAUGCUGACAUUUCCACCAAAACAUGGAUCACAAUAAUACAGCACGCUAUCAAAGCACUGAAAGGAGAUGAUAUAUUUAAGAUGUUAUUCUUUGGAGCUGCGAUAUGCGCGCGUGUUAGUCGUGUUUCAGAUUUUGCCAAGGGGUUGAAAGGCUACGGUGACUUUGCCUCAUUAGUGUUCACCGAGAUGUUCAAUAGGCGAACCGAAUAUCCAUUGUUGGGUCUCUAUGUAUGGCAGCAUCGAUUACUGGAAUCGCUUUUGAUGCAGCGAUGUGACUCGCCAAACUCUUCCUCUGGCCCUGAUGCGGUGUUCGGCAGCAUUGUGAAAGACUGCACGGAGAACCCAACCAUGAUGCCUCCUGUUUGCCGUUUUAUAUAUGUCGUCACAACUUCCGAAGAGCCAACCACCGCCAUCGAAGCAGAAGGCAACGGAGGGCCUGCAUGGAUAACCGAUGUCGAAGGUUCGGCACAUGAUGCGGCGGAUGUGGCACCUAAAAGUGUUGAAAGCACGCAAUUUGAUGGUUCUGAGGACGAAGUAGACCGUUAUUGCUGUGGUAUACAUAGUCUCAAGGACAUAUGUCUAUUAAGGUCAAUAUCCGAAGAGUAUGAUUCCUUGAGCCAGCGGUGCGAAUUCGUGAAGGGCAUGCUUUACCGCCACCAAUUAAUCGCUCUCAGAGGCAAGUACCGCAAUUUCUUUUUACAAAAGAUGCAUUCGGCCGUAAGGGAGCUCGAAUCUAUCAUUGCAGAUUUAGGCAACAAGGACUUGGUGGUCACACUACUCGCCUCGCAAGAUGAUCUGUUGCGUCUUGUUGCAGGUCAGAUAGCUGCCCAAAGAGGCCACACAAUAAGUUUCAGCGGCUACAGUUUGUCCAUAGAAAUGUCAAGACAUAUCGCAUCGGGGUCGUUUGUGCCUUUCGUCGAGGUAUUAAAAAGCAGUAUCCUGAAAACACUCGGUAGUACCGAGUUGAAGGAAGAGAUUAAGUCCAGCAUACUUAUCCUAUUUUUGGGGUGGGAUAGUGUGGAUGCCAACUGUAAACUUGAAGCGGUGCGUAAAAGUUCUGUAAAUCUCACUCGUCACCAGCUGCUUGCCGGGGUUGACGCCGCAAUGCGUUCCGUUGUAGAUGACAUCCAACUUGUCGACCUGGUAAUCAGCCUUAUGUCAUCCAGCGAGCGUCUGCUUAUAGAUGAUAUUGCUUCAGAUGGUACUGUGGUCAACUCUCUGUUCUCUGUUGUCGAGAAGCGGAUACCAACCGUAUCGGAUUAUCUAAGGAACCACCGUGUCAACCAUUUGGGGCUACGUAACUUUGAUCUAUUGUCUAUAGCCAUCUCGAUUUGGCAAGUUGGUUGUAUCAUGAGUAAAUUGAAAACGAAGUUUACGAGUAUAGGCUACAGUGAGUCUGUGAAUGACACAUGCGAUAUGGUAUCUCCGGAGUAUACCCAGUCUGUACGUGAGAUGAUUGACCUAUGCGAGGCCAUGGUGUCAGCCAGCAACUCUGUGAAAAUUUCCGAUACGCGAAUUAGGCUUGCGUUUCGUAGCCGCUGCUGGCACCGCUACCUUCAGUGUGCCAAAGAACUUGAACAACUGCACACGACUAUGCCGAUUUUGAAUUGGCACGAAUUAAACUGUUCAUCUGAUUCAGUUGCGGCUCGUGCAUAUUCGCAAUUGGGUACAGGCUUUGUGUCAACAUUUGUGUAA